UAGUUACCCAACAACUUACUUACAGAAACUGAACGUUUGACACUGAGAGAGACCAACUACUUAUAGCAAUUGACACACACACAAACACACACGCACGCACGCAGAGAGCUAGAGAACCAUGGGUGGCGAAGAUAAAGAAGAUCAGGAGGGCCCAUUACUGAGAAGAAUCCAGUCAUCUGAUGAUUCUCAAGAACCUCUCAAAAGAACUGAAAUCCAACAAAUUUGAUUCGAAUGUGAGAAGGGUUGGUGGGCUGGUGAGCACGAGCCCCUCACAUUCAAGAUCGGAUUUUCAUUAUUUUCAUGAAAAUAAUGAUACAGAGGGAACUUAUGGACUGCAAUGGCGCAUAUAAUAACUGGAGUGAUAGGAGCAGGUGUGCUUUCUCUUGCGUGGAGCACGGCUCAGCUAGGGUGGAUCGCAGGUCCAGUGGCUAUCAUAGCCUUCGCGUUAACCACCAUUGUUUCCACAAACCUCCUGUGUGAUUGUUACAGAUCUCCUGAUCCAGACAUUGGGCCCACCAGAAACAGGUCCUACAUAGAAGCUGUCAAGUUCUAUUUGGGAGAGAAGAACAAAAAAAUGUGUGCAAUAUUUGUGAAUGAGAGCUUAUAUGGUUGUGGAAUCGCAUAUACCAUCACAUCUGCUGCCAGUAUGAGAGCAAUUCAGAAAUCAAAUUGUUACCAUAGAGAAGGGCAUGAUGCAGCAUGUGACUAUGGGGAAACUAUAUAUAUGCUUAUAUUUGGAGUCACUCAGAUUGUGGUGUCCCAGAUACCAGAUUUCCAUAACAUGGCAUGGCUCUCUAUUGUUGCUGCUACCAUGUCCUUCACCUACUCUAUCAUUGGAUUUGCCCUCGGCUUUGCAAAAGUCAUCGAAAAUGGGGAGAUUAAAGGGAGCAUUGGAGGAGUCCCAACUGACAGUAUAAUUGAGAAGUUAUGGUUGGCGUUUCAAGCUCUUGGAGAUAUUGCUUUUGCCUAUCCAUAUACAAUUAUCCUUCUAGAGAUACAAGAUACUUUGAAGUCAUCUCCACCAGUAAUCCAGACCAUGAAGAAGGCCUCAGUGUCUGCAAUCUUUGUUACCACUGCCUUCUACCUCCUCUGUGGAGGCUUUGGUUAUGCAGCCUUUGGGAAUGAUACACCCGGGAACCUCUUGACGGGAUUCGGAUUCUAUGAGCCCUACUGGCUCGUGGACUUCGCCAACGCUUGCAUUGUUCUACAUCUAGUUGGAGGAUAUCAGGUAUAUAGUCAGCCACUGUUUGCAUUGACAGAGAAAUGGUUUGCUGAGAAGUUCCCGGACAGCGGAUUCGUGAAUAAUUUCUACGCCUUCAAACUCCCAUUGUUGCCGGUUCUUCAGCUAAAUCCCAUGAGGCUAUGUUUCCGAACUGCAUACGUUGUGUCAACGACCGGAAUUGCCAUGAUCUUUCCUUACUUCAACCAAGUUUUGGGUGUGUUGGGGGCUCUUAACUUUUGGUCCAUGGCUAUAUAUUUCCCAGUGGAAAUGUACUUUGUGCAAAAGAAGAUAGUGGCUUGGACAAGAAAGUGGAUUGUUCUUCAAAUUUUUAGCAUAGUUUGCUUUCUUGUAUCAGUAGUGGCCUUAAUUGGAUCAAUUGAGGGUCUUAUAAGUGCAAAACUCAGCUAAAAUUAAAAAUGCAGGGUGAUGCUCUUCAAUUUUUUUCACUAUUAAUAGUAGUAUUUGCAAAUGCCAAGACUCGAGCCCAAGCUCCCAAAGACAACAUUGCUCUUCAUUAAUUGAUUAUAGAAUGAAAUACAUAUUAGCGUUUUUUUUU
This is a messenger RNA of Cornus florida, 1778 nucleotides long. Its product is annotated as probable amino acid permease 7. The transcript is spliced from 8 exons. Gene Ontology annotation, cellular component: plasma membrane. Lineage: Eukaryota; Viridiplantae; Streptophyta; Magnoliopsida; Cornales; Cornaceae. The coding region runs from base 338 to 1630 and encodes 430 amino acids. The record is from RefSeq and is a predicted model, not a curated record.